AUGAGGGUGGCAUUUGUCAUAAUAUUAGCUCUCUCCUUAAUUUGCGUAAGAUCAAACCCGACUAGUAAAGAUGUGUUGGUUUUGAUUGAAAAUAUUGUCAUUCGUGACACACACUCUCGGUUUUUCAAAUCCCUCACAGAUCGUGGUUAUCAAUUAACUUUUAAAUACGCUGAUGACUCGACUCUUAAUUUAAAGCAGUUUGGGGAAUAUAAUUAUCAGCAUGUUAUUAUUUUUGCGCCCUCCACUAGAGAGUUCGGCGGUUAUGUUAAUGUGAAGGCACUAACUGAUUUUGUUGAUCAAGGUGGUAAUGUUCUUGUAGCUGGUGGUCCUGAAGUUGGUGAGGCUGUUAGAGACUUUGCAAGUGAAUGUGGGGUUGAGUUCGAUGACUCAAACUCCUAUGUUAUUGAUCAUAAUAACUAUCACGAAAUGGACAGUGGUGAACAUACCCUUGUAAUUGCAAGUCCAGAGAAUGCAAUUGAUGUUCCAAUUAUAACUGGCGCUUUCAAGAACCCAAUUUUGUAUCGUGGUGUUAGUAUCACAUCUGAUCCUACAAGUCCUCUCCUUAUGAAUAUUCUUCAUGGAUCUCCAACAUCUUAUUCGCAUGAUCCAAGGACACCCAUUUCUCAAUAUCCCACGACGGUCGGGAAGAAUACUCAAUUGGUUAGUGCUUUGCAAGCUCGUAAUAAUGCUCGCGUUGUGUUUACGGGUUCAAUUGAGAUGUUCUCCGAUGCUUUCUACGAAUCCCCGGUUGUAAAUAAAGUAACCAAUAAGAGGUCUGAGCUUUCCAGCAAUGCCGAAUUUGCCGACCAUCUUCUCCGGUGGAACUUUCAGGAGUCCGGUGUUUUACGAAUUUCUAACGUCACGCAUUAUAAAGUUGGUGAAUCUUUCCCUCGUAGAGAGUAUACUAUAACUGAUGAGAUUAUCUACAAAAUUGAUAUUGAGGAAAAGGAUGAGAAUGGUUUCUGGCGUGACUAUGUUGCAAAUGAUGUUCAAUUAGAACUCAUCAGAAUUGAUCCAUUCAUCCGUCGCUAUCUUAAGCACACGGGUCACACAUAUGAAAUGAAAAUGCAGCUUCCUGACGUAUAUGGAGUUUUCAAGCUUGUGGUUGACUAUAACCGCCCUGGCUAUACUUCAAUUUUUAGUGCUUCUCAGAUUUCGGUCCGACCAUUCACUCAUACCCAAUAUGAGAGGUUCAUUAUUUCGGCUUAUCCCUAUUACGCUAGUUCAAUCUCAAUGAUGAUUGGAGUUUUCUUCCUCUCAUUUGUCUACCUCUAUGUGAAGGAAGAUAAACCCAAGAAGAAGGCUGAAUGA
Messenger RNA from Rodentolepis nana, 1311 nucleotides. Lineage: Eukaryota; Metazoa; Platyhelminthes; Cestoda; Cyclophyllidea; Hymenolepididae. The record is from the annotation of a GenBank genome assembly.